Molecule: messenger RNA, 4713 nt
Organism: Miniopterus natalensis
Lineage: Eukaryota; Metazoa; Chordata; Mammalia; Chiroptera; Miniopteridae
Source: RefSeq, a predicted model, not a curated record
AUGUUCCAGAUCCUGACGAAAGUGCAUCAGAGUAGAGGGAAUAUCAGUGGUCAGAUGCCGCCAAAUGAGGUGGACCUGAGAAGAGUCUGUGGGAUUUGGCAUUGUGAUGCUGACAAGUUUCAUAACUGCCCUUCCUUUUUGGCUGCUGCUUUAGCCAGAGCCACAUCAGAUGAAGUCCUUCAGAGUGAUCUUUCUGCACAUUACAUCCCAAAGGAAACAGAUGGCACAGAAGGGACUGUGGAGAUCGAGACAGUGAAAUUGGCCCGUUCUGUCUUCAGCAAACUACACGAGAUUUGCUGCAGCUGGGUGAAAGACUUCCCUCUCCACAGGAGACCCCAGCUUUACUAUGAGACAUCAAUCCACGCCAUCAAAAACAUGCGCAGGAAAAUGGAAGACAAACACGUCUGCAUUCCUGACUUUAAUAUGCUCUUCAACCUAGAGGACCAGGAAGAACAAGCUUACUUUGCAGUGUUUGAUGGCCACGGAGGAGUGGAUGCUGCCAUUUACGCCUCCAUUCACCUGCACGUUAACUUGGUACGCCAGGAGAUGUUCCCCCAUGAUCCUGCUGAGGCCUUGUGCAGGGCCUUCCGGGUCACUGAUGAGCGGUUUGUGCAGAAAGCAGCCAGGGAGAGCUUAAGAUGUGGAACCACAGGAGUGGUGACUUUUAUCAGAGGCAAUAUGCUACAUGUAGCCUGGGUGGGUGAUUCCCAGGUUAUGCUUGUGAGAAAGGGCCAAGCUGUUGAACUAAUGAAGCCACACAAACCAGACAGAGAGGAUGAAAAGCAGCGAAUUGAGGCCCUUGGAGGUUGUGUAGUCUGGUUUGGUGCCUGGAGAGUGAAUGGAAGUCUAUCGGUCUCCAGAGCUAUUGGAGAUGCUGAACAUAAGCCAUAUAUCUGUGGGGAUGCAGAUUCUGCCUCUACUGUGCUGGAUGGAACGGAAGACUACCUCAUUCUGGCCUGCGAUGGUUUCUAUGACACCGUGAACCCCGACGAGGCUGUGAAAGUCGUCUCCGACCACUUGAAGGAGAAUAACGGGGACAGCAGCAUGGUCGCCCACAAAUUAGUAGCAUCAGCUCGUGAUGCUGGGUCGAGUGAUAACAUCACAGUUAUUGUGGUUUUCCUGAGGGACAUGAACAAAGCUGUAAAUGUUAGUGAGGAAUCAGACUGGACAGAGAACUCUUUCCAAGGAGGGCAAGAAGAUGGUGGGGAUGAUAAGGAGAAUCAUGGAGAGUGCAAACGCCCGUGGCCUCAGCACCAGUGCUCAGCACCAGCCGAUCUAGGCUAUGAUGGGCGUGUGGAUUCAUUCACUGAUAGAACUAGCCUGAGCCCAGGGUCCCAAGUCAACGUGCUGGAAGACCCAGGCUACUUAGAUCUCACACAAAUAGAAGCAAGCAAACCUCACAGUGCUCAGUUUUUGCCAGCAGUUGAGAUGUUUGGUCCUGGUGCACCAAAGAGAGCAAAUCUUACUAAUGAGCUAAUAAUGGAGAAAAAAUCAGUUCAAUCAUCACUGUCAGAAUGGAGUGGUCCUGGAGAGUUUCCCUCUUCCUUUAAUUUGGGUUCAACAGGGCAGCAGAUGUACAGAAGGGAGAGUAUUUCUCCUGCCUGUUCUAGGUUGGGAAAUGAACAGUUCGAAUUCCUGGGAAAGACAGUUUCUAGAUUCUCUCAUCUACGCUAUCACUACUCAAAGAGGCGGCAUGGAUUCAGGUUUAAUCCAAAGUUUCAUUCACUCCUCUCUGCUCAUGAGCCUUGCCACAAAGUAGGCACGAGCCUGUCCUCACUUAUUCCAAGUGGGAAAAGAAAUAGGGUGUUAAGAAGUUCUCUGCCAUGGAGGCAAAAUAGUUGGAAAGGGUACAAUGAAAACAUGAGGAAGCUCAGAAAGAGUAAUGAUAUCCCAUAUCCAGAUCUCCCCUGGAGCUGUAAAAUAUAAUACUUUCUCUUUAGAGUAGGCUAGCUAGCUCUCCCCCAGUAAAACCACCACUAUCAGAGUAGAAACCAGGUAGACAUUUCUGAAAUAUGUGUUGAUUAUGAAACCAUGGAUGGCUCAAUUCUUAAAUGUAAAUAGAUCCCUAGGAAACUCAAAAUAGUGUUUUCAAUCUAAGAAAAAAAGUAUUGGCGGUUUCAUUAGCAAAAUUAUACACUGAUCCUUGUGAUGUAUCUCCACACCUACACACAACCCCACCCCACUGCCUCUUCACACCACUAGUGGAAGCUUGCGAGCUCCUAUUUUUGUCAGGAUAUAGUGUUGAAAUUUCAAUGCAGUUGAAAUCUGGUCUGAUGUGCCCAAUAUAUCUUUGGAAAACUUAAUGCAGAAUUAGAUUUAGUUGAGGAAUGUUCCUCAAAAGACUGGGGACUACGAGGGAAACCUCUCCCUCCCCACUUUUUUGGUAAGUAAAAGACUAAAAGCCAUAUGGGUUUUAACUGGUAACAAUGGAAGUAGAAACCUAGUGUAAAAAUGUCAUAUUCUAACUUGUGAGGCGGCAUAUAAAAAAAAGAUUUACUGAUUUCUUCCCCCCUGUAACAUAAAGGACAAAGUUUUUUGAAUAAGUAUUUCAUAGGGCUGUAGCUAUUUGGGAGUUUCAAUCUGUUAUGGUGCUUUUGGCAGAAUUUUUAUUAUUUGUCAUUUUAGAAGACCGCUGUCAAAUGGUUUCUACUUAUGAUGCUAACAUGUUUUUCACUGUACCUUCAUCUCAGGAAUAACUGGUUUAAUGGAGAUGAUACCAGGUACAAAUAUACUAGAAUCAAGUUGCCAUUUAAAAAGCAUUUGUUUUUUCUGCCUUUUUUUUUUUUUAAAAAGAUCAUGGACAGCAAAGGCGUAUACCACUGUAAAGGAAGUGGUUUUAGAGAAUGAAAAAUACUAGUUUUAACUUCUCUAAAACUGUUUCCUCCAAAGGAAUGAAAUGGUGUGAAAGUGGCUGAAAGUACUGCCUAAAGUGAGCCCAGAGGCCAAGUGCAAGGGAGACUACAGAUUACUGAGACGGCGGUCUGCUUAGUUAGAAAUGGAGAACACCCAAGAGUCCUGUUACAUGCAACUUCAUACUGCAGGCAGCACGUGUGUUUCUCAUUUCAAAACUUAUUUGUAUUUGAUAUUUUAAAUACAAAUUUGUAUCUGCUUUUUGCCAUUUAUGCAGUUUCAAGUCAGAAGCGUAUCUUCAACUAAAGAGAGCAAAUAGACUAAUAAUCAGAUUCAUUCAGUGAAGUAGCCUCUGAUUCUGAGAAUCAUGAAUGUCUCCACACAACAUGUUACCCUCCAGUUAACCGUGGACCAGCCAUGCCAAUGGACAGGAGGUGCCUGUUCUAGUGCUCAUCACUCAUUAUUAGGAGGUACUAGAUGCUCUUGCUGAGACAAGUUUACUGCCUAAUCAUGUUUUUACGUAAUAAUGCAAUUACUCUGUUUCCCAGAUCCACAAUGGACUAAAACCCCUGGAUUUUAAAAACAGAGGACUGUAGCAUACUUUGGGUAAAAACAGCUUCACUUUAGCAAUGAUCACAUCGUUAAUUUAGAUUUUAUUUAAAAAAUUUGAAUGUAAUUAGAGAUUUUCAGUAUUUUUUCUCUCUUGGUGUUGAAGUCAUUUUUUUCUCCAGGCUUGUGACACAUGGCUGAAAAGGAGUAAACAUGGCCCCAGCUAUCGGACCAGAAUCUUCUCACCAGCCUGAUGCUUUACCCCCCACACGGACCUCACUCACAUCUCUCAUUUUCUGAGGCCUAGAUCUUGUUAACCCAUCAGGUAGAGUGUCAAUUUCAAAUCCAAUUAUCUAAGGAGACAAGAAAACAUAGGCAGCAGAAUAUUGGUAUGUUAUAGUCCAAAGCAUUUAGCUAAGUUAAACAUUUUUUAAAAGAUUUUCUAUAGUUGUCUAUAGCUAAUGUUUUUGAUCAGAAUAAAGAUGGUGAAAGGAAAGAAGGUACAAGUGCUAGGUUUUUUUCAGUGGGGAAAAAUGGUUGGAUGAAACUGGGAUGAACACAGACCACAUAUUCAAGGGUCUGGAUCUUGUAGGUUUGACUACAUAAGCAAUGUUAACGCCAUUCUCAUACCAGUCACCCUCUAGAAAAUAAAGCAAAGUAGUUCUAGUAUGAUCAAGUUAUAAAACAGUAUUGUAAAAAAUAGCAAAUUUUCAUUUGUCCACAACAUGCAUAUUUAUAGUAGUUAGGUACCAUUUGUAAGGGAAAUCCUUUAAAAUUCUGUAAUACAUAUUAAAGUAGUGGUUAUUGGUCUGAUAUAUGCUGCUUUUGGUUCUAUAAACCAGGUAAAAGCAGUGCUUUGUGAAGUGCAAUGUUAUAUCUUAACGCCACUGGUGAUAGAAAGUAGUUCCCUUCAGUUCAAAUCCUGUGCCCUUAUCUGCUGCUUGCUGAUGUAAGCAAUAAGUACCCUCUAACUAAAGGUUUCUACACAUUUCUGUAACUUGUGCUUUAUGAUGGUGUAUCUGGUGAUUGUAAAAAUAUUAGAUAGAUAUAAAAGUAUCUAUAUAAUAUAUAUUAACUGUUAAUGCUGAGGUAUAGUCUGUGAACUAUGUGUUCUGUACUUUACUCACUGUGUAAUUUAGUGGUGGUGAAAGUUCUACACUCAGUCUUUAAGAGUGGCAGUAUCCCUUUUUGAAUUUAACAUGAUCUGCAUCAAUUUGUUUGCCUGCUAAAGUUUUGUUAGAAUAGGAAAUAGUAAAACAAAUAUAAACAAGAAAGUAUAGGAUUGGUUAGGGAAAAAGACUUCAAGGCACCAAC